Nanorana parkeri is the source of this 2177-nucleotide messenger RNA. RefSeq names its product IQ motif containing E (gene IQCE). The transcript is spliced from 22 exons. Gene Ontology annotation, molecular function: protein binding. The coding region runs from base 39 to 2177 and encodes 712 amino acids. Lineage: Eukaryota; Metazoa; Chordata; Amphibia; Anura; Dicroglossidae. The record is from RefSeq and is a predicted model, not a curated record.
CAAUUGUACUUCCAGUUGCUGGUGGACUCCAUCAAGCAAUGUCUUGGAUAUCCAGUGAAAAUGGAACAGAGUUUGAAGAGCUGGAAGAUACGUUCCAUGAUGAUGGAGUUUCUGCUAUCACCUAUGAAUCAGACACAGAAAAGAAAGUAAAGAAGAAAAAAGCCAUCAAACCCCCCAGGUCACAAAACUCCCCCUAUCUCUCCAGUACCAAGCUGCACCCAAAAAAGGCACCAGUAUGGAGGUCCUUGAAAGGAACAGGUCAGAUGCACACUGAGAACCCAAUGGCCAAGGUGCCCAGACAGCUGUGGCUGGCAUCACUUAAACAAGACAAUAGCCUUACUCAGCCCCUAAAAUCAGACACUGAUAUUGGGCAGGCCUGGGUGAACCCUGGCAGCGGUACACCAGAGUAUCUCAAGGAAGCUUUCGGGAUGAAGAAGCCUAAACACGCCCGCUCCUCUAGUAACGGUUACAUCCCAGGAACACCAGACUUUAAAGAGAAAGAGGACAUGUAUGAUGAGAUCUUAGAUCUGAAGAAGACUUUACAAGCACAAAAAUCUGAGAAUGACAUCAUGAAAACAAAACUCCGGAGGCUAGAAGAAGAGAAUACCCGAAAAGAUCGUCAGAUAGAACAGCUGCUUGACCCCUCCAGAAGCUCAGAUUUUACUCGGAGUUUGGUGGAUAAAAGAAGUGACAACAGUUUGCUAGUGAAUAACCUCAAACAGAAGGUUCUGAAGCUGGAAAAGCAGUGUAAGGAGAAGGAAAGUGCUCUCAGCAAACUGCAGACAGAGCUUAAAACAACUAGUGUGGAAGAGAUGAGAAUAGCUAUGGAGACCUACUAUGAAGAGAUUCAGCGGCUACAGCUACUGUUGGCUAAAGCUGAGACACAAGAAAAAAAAACUCCUGCAGAGAGUAGAGAGUCCGAGAAGAGACAGAAAGCCAUGAAUAUGGCUCUACUCAAACUGUCCAAACAGGUGAAGGAACUGCAGGAGGAGAACAAGAGUCUGAAGGCGGACCUGGACAGGGCCAUGGCCCAGUCACCUACCUCAACCAGAACGAAAGGGUACAAUGAAUGGAGUAAACAGAGGUUGGUGAGGAAAAUCUCAGAGCUGGAAAAGAAACUAGAAAUAGCAGAGAAGUCCAAUCCAUCUGCUCCAGAACUGGACAAAUCCACUCGACCUGGUGCUAUUCCAAAUGUUGAUGAGGUAGAUGGACCAACACCCAAACUUCAUGAAGAAUGUGAGAGGCUGCGGAACAUACUGAAGAAAGUAAAGGAAGAUCGAUCUGCGUUACAGGAGAGGCUUGCCGCUAAGGAAUCAGACAUCAGAAAACUGCAACAAGAAAAGACAGACAUAGAGGGGAAGCUGCAAAGGUUGCAGGACAGGAAAGACGAGAGAGAAGAAAUUAAUCGACUUAAUCAAAAGAUUAAAAGGUUGGAGGCUGAACUGGAGGAUGAGAAAAGGGAGAAAGAAGCUGCUUUAGGGACUGUGAAAAAGGCCCAAAGUGAGUUAACAGGGUCACGUCCAAGCUCUGCAAGAAGCACACCCAGUGUGACAUCCCGAGGGGGGUCCUCUGGUUCCCCUGGAGGAAGAGACAAGCAAAGGCAGCAAGAAGCAGCGCAAGUGAUCCAGAAGAACUGGAGACAAUAUAAAAACAGGAAAGAAGAGGGCCAUGACCUGGAGGAUGAGACUGUGUUCCUCCAGGCAGCUUUGCGGGGUCACCUAGCCAGGCAGACAAUGGUAUCGCCCCUGUCUUCAACUCCUCGUGUAAAGUCACCAAGAACAAAUAGUCUGAGCCGCCAGGACAGCGCGGCAUCUGACAGUAAACUUUUACAAGACCCUAGCAAGGAAGAAGAGGAUCAUGUGACUCUACUGCAGUCCACAUUCAGAGCACAUCUGACACGCACAAAAGUGCUGGGCCAAAGAUCAAGUGAACUGAAAGGCAGAGAAAGCCCGAUGAGGAAAGAAAGCCCAAUCAGGAAAUCUCCAAGAGAAAACACAAGAUCUCCUGUAUCCAGGAAACCUUCCAAUCAAAAUGCCCAAAAUUUACUAGACAGUGACCGCAGUGAAGAGGUGAUUGAGGACUAUAUUGAGGAGCUGCCAUCUGAAGAGGAAGAUGACAGAGCUGCUAAGAGACCGCCGUCUCGUGGUUCCUUAUCAAAGCUGCAAUCAGGUAGAUAA